Temnothorax curvispinosus is the source of this 5655-nucleotide messenger RNA. It is a transcript of the gene per, whose product is annotated as period circadian protein-like. Gene Ontology annotation, molecular function: transcription cis-regulatory region binding; transcription corepressor binding. The transcript is spliced from 16 exons. The record is from RefSeq and is a predicted model, not a curated record. The coding region runs from base 354 to 3668 and encodes 1104 amino acids. Gene Ontology annotation, cellular component: nucleus; cytoplasm. Gene Ontology annotation, biological process: entrainment of circadian clock by photoperiod; circadian regulation of gene expression; negative regulation of transcription by RNA polymerase II. Lineage: Eukaryota; Metazoa; Arthropoda; Insecta; Hymenoptera; Formicidae.
GCGGCCGGCUUAUCGCGGCGAGGAUUGUGGACGGAGGACGGAGGACGGAGUCUAGGCCGGAGAGGGCCGUUGCCGGCGAGUCAGUCGGCGCGUGGAAACCGGCGAACGUGAAACUCAUCCGCCGUCGCGCGUCUCGAGCGAAACAUUUUUUGGCGAACGCCUGUCUAUAUAACCUGUCUUCCUCAUCCGCACCGUCGAUCCGCGUCCUUUCUGACAGAUCCACGAUCGAAUUCGCGAGGGCGAAGGAAGAGAUGAGCGAACUUGACGCGAGUGCGUGUACGUAGUGUGAGAGAAAAAGGGGUCGCAUUUAUUUCUUAUUUCGAGGAAGAAUCGUAUUUUGAGAGAAGCGCAGAAUGGAGGAGGUAUCCGUGGAGAACGCCAAGGUGUCGGACUCGGGAUACUCCAACACCUGCAGCAACAGCCAGUCGCAGCGCAGCAGCGGCAGCUCGGUCUCGAGGAACAGCAAUCGCUCCGAAAGCAGCGGCUACUGCACUAGACGUCCCUCGACCUUCGAAUCCAGUAAUGACGCGCUGCCGCAGCCGAUCAGCAAGAGGAAGGACAAGGAGCACAAGAAGAAGAAGUCGAAAGCGGUGCUCAACGCCGCCGCCGAGGCGGAAGCCGACACGAAGACAGUGACCGCGCUACCGGAAGUCGCGUCGUAUAACGCUGCCGUGCCGGCAAACACCGUACUUGACCAGAAACCAGAAGAGGUGACCACCGUAGAAUUGGUGGACGCAACGGAUCCCGGCGAGCACAACGACGACACCGUCGCAGACCCGGAAGCAGGACUUGCUUCACGAACGGUCCCCCUGGACGAUUCCACGUCUCAGGCCAAUGAGGGAUUUUGCGCGGUGAUUUCGAUGCACGACGGUCUCGUGCUGUACACAACCCCGUCGAUAUGCACCGCCCUUGGCUAUCUCAAAGACGCCUGGAUCGGUCGAUCUUUCAUCGAUUAUGUGCAUCCGAAGGACAAAACCACCUUGGCCGAUCAGAUCACCAGUGGCAUCGCCUCGCCGCAAGAGGAAUCUAAGGGCAUCAAUGGCAGAAGAGCGAGUUUGUUCUGCGGCCUGCGGAGGUUUACCAGGUACAACGUGCCGAAAGGGUAUCGCGCGGACGCCAGGUCGAACUUGUACCUGCCAUUUCACCUGACCUUGUCGUUCCGGGACCGAACGGCCGAGCAACAGCCCAGCAACCGAGUUAUGUUCCUCGUAGUUACCGCUCAACCCGUCCAUUCCGCAUACAAAGCGCCAGAAGAAACAAUAAUAUCUUCGGUAUUCACAACCCGCCACACCGCGACAUGCCACCUAUCCCAUGUCGAUCCCGACGUAGUCCAAUACUUUGGCUAUCUACCACAGGAUAUGGUUGGCCGUUCGCUGUUUGACUUCUACCACCCCGAGGAUCUACCUUUCAUCAAAGACAUCUAUGAGAGUGUGAUCAGGCUCGAAGGCUCCUCCUUCAGGUCGAAGCCGUACAGGUUCGCUGUGCAGAACGGGGGCUGCGUCGUUCUCGAGACCGAGUGGUCGUCCUUUAUCAAUCCCUGGACGAAAAAACUAGAGUUUGUCGUAGGUCAGCAUCGGGUGCUCAAGGGGCCGGUGGAUCCGGACAUCUUCCGCGUGUCGCGCGACACCGAGUGCGGCUACCUGGCCAGCAUCAGCGAGGAGGUGCUGAAGGAGGCCAAGAUCAUCCAGGGCGAAAUACGGGCGCUUCUCGACCAGAGCAUCCAGAGAACGUCAGAUAUCACCGAGCACGACGUGUCGAAGCGAUGUAAGGAUCUAGCGUCCUUCAUGGAAAGUCUGCUGCAGGAGACGAAGGUGCCCGGGGUCGGCAAGGACGGACUGCUCGCGGCGGACGAACUCAGGAGCUUUUCGGGAUCUCGCAAUCCCUUGUUGCAGGAGCACGACAGCGUGAUGCUCGGUGAGAUCUCGCCCCAUCACGAGUACUACGACAGCAAGUCUUCCACGGAGACGCCGCCGAGCUACAACCAGCUCAACUACAACGAGAACAUCGAGCGCUUCUUCCAGAGCAAACCGCCGGUCGCGACCAUGUACGGCAGCGACGAGGAGAACGUUAACUCCAGCAACGACGAAGGUGCGCGGAAGUGCAUGUCGCUGAUAAACGGCAGCGGGGCAAGCGGCAGUGGUAGCGCGGAGAAUCUGAGCAGCGGUUCCAACAAUCAGACGAGCUCGGCGAGUCGGGGCGACGUGUCCAACACCGCCAGCAACAGCAACACCACCGCGACGGAAAGCUUCAAGCCGCCCACGCUGACGGAGACGUUGCUGAAUCGCCACAACGAGGAUAUGGAGAAGCUGAUGAUGCAGAAGCACCGGGAGCUGCGCUCCAGCAUCAAGAACAGUGACAAGCUGAAAGACUCGCGCAUCAAGACAGAAAAGGUCAACGGCAUAGAUCAGAGCGCACAUUAUGCCAAUCAGGGUCACGGAGUUAAGAGAAGCGGCAGUCAUAGCUGGGAGGGUGAUAGCUUCAAGGUAUCGAAGCAUGAUAAAAUCUCGAGAACAAGCACGGCGGGUCCGGCGAACCUUACGACCACUUUCACCAGCAUGAAUAUCGAUCAAUCGACCGUGGUGCAAACGGGGGCGAAUAUUAACUUGUGGCCAUCGCUGUCGGUCACCAUGCCUUCCUCUGCACCUACACAAUCCUGCGUUCCAUCUCACAAUACCAAUUCGGAGGCUGUACCCAGAUUUCCGUUACUCCCGUCAGUGAUACCGGUGUACUACAUACCGGUAGCGCAACCCAACGAGUCUGCGACGACGAUGUCGUCAUCACAAGAGAAGCUGGGCCCACCGCCGUCAACGCAACCGACGCAACAGAGUCCUUACAUGUUUGCUCCAGUAUCUUACGUCGCGACGGCGAUGGCCGGAGUGAUCUAUCCGGCGGUGAUCGGCGCACCUCCACCGCGUGCUAUGAUGUACCGACCCUUUCUAAUACCCGAGCAAGCACCGGCGGCAACAACGCGCGAGAACCAGCAGCUCAAUGACAAGUGUCCCGAUCGCAAACGACCGGCCAGUCAGGCGACCAGCGUUAAGGCCGAGCCGGGGAGCACAAUGGCCAUGUCCGAGUCCUCCAAAAAGGAAAAGGCCGUAUCAGAAGGCCUACUGAUUAUGAAGGAUCAUCAUCGGCCGACUGACUACAACGGGGACGAGUCAAGCUCGUCCAGCUUCUAUAGCAGCUUUCUGUACAAGAGCAGUGACAGUAGCUGCAAUCCGGAUCAGAAGACGUGCGAGGUCUCUUCCGAGGAAUACACCAAAUGUCAUCAAGGAAUGCGAAGGAAGGAUCCACCCUGGCUGGAGGGCGUCCAACUGACGCCGGAGUUGAUCUACGAGUACCAGAUACAUCCAAAGACACUGAACGAGGUGCUAAAGACCGACCUAGACGCGAUGAAGAACUUCAAUCAGCCAUUAUUGGUGAACGAUCAACUGGGACAGCUCUAUCUGGACCUGGAGAUGGAAAGUUUCGGCACCAAGCUCAUCCUCGAGGAGGGGAUAACGUCGAGCGGAAGCGAUAGCGAAAGUAGCAACGGCAGUUGGACUGAAUCGCAGCGCAAGCAGAGGAGAAGAAUGGUGAAGUAUGGCAAGCUAGUGAUGAUCCACGAGGAAAAUGCGCCUCUACCAUCUCCGUUGCCGUCCCAGACUAUAUCUUACGAGCAUUCAUAAAAGCUGCGAUCAAUCCAUCACAAACAAUAAUCCCAAAAGGCACUCCGAAAGUUAGUGUUCGUUUCAUCAUGCUUGCACUUCUCUUAAAUGGGUGCAAAAUUAAACCGGAAUUGAUUUUUCGAUCGAAAAUUCCUACCGGAAAAAUUGCAAACGCGAAUUGACUUGUGUGUGUAUAUAAGCAACGAAUGAAAUGCACUCGGUGAGAAAAUACGUAAUUUUUUUCGAUAUUUGCGAUUCCGGUUCUUACAUUUUUUCUUGAAACAAUUUCCAAAUAAAAAGACAAUCAAGGUGGAUCAUAAAAUGUCAUGAGACAGACCAAGGGUACAAAGCUCGGAAAGACUUUUGAAGUUGCCUUAGCCACAAGCAGUGAGUUCAAGUACAUUUCCAAAAAUUCCUAACGCGAAGUAGAAUGCAUAAUUAAAUACCUGUGAGAUUCACAUGAGAUAUUUGCACUUACAUUAUAUUUAUGUACAACGUGUCUCUCAGAGCCUUUCAAUCCAUCAGAUGCAGAUUUUUGAUGGAAUCAUCGUGAUUGAAAGAAUGCGUGAUGAGCUUUAGAAACAUCUCGUAGAGAGUAGAUAAUAUAUACAUAAUUACGAUAUUAACGCAAGUAGAAAUUCUCCGCAAAGCGUCGAAGACAGAUUUAUGAUAAAAAAAAAAAAAAAAAAGUAAACCUGAUGCAUACAUAAUUUUCAAUACCGUCCGCGUAUACGUGUGUGUUAUAAAUAAUUGUAUGUGAAUUGACCGAAAGAUUUCUACAGUCGAUUUUGUACUAAUUAAACGGAUAGCACGCACGAAUAAUGAAUGGAAAGAAAAUACUUUUGAUAGCAUAAUUCUUGCGUAAUGAUUCGUUUUCCUAUCGCUAUUUUCGAUGACCUUUUUUUCGUGAAUGUUUACACGUAAAAAUAACUUUACGAAUAUAUAUAUGUAUAUAUAUGUAAUAUAUAUAAAAUAUAUAUAUUUUAUAUAAAUUUAUAUAUUUAAUAUAUAUAAGUGAACAACUUCACGCGUGUCUUGCGAAAUUAAAUUGCACAAUGAGUGUAAGAUUUAGUUUUAUUUCUGUACGAUCGCGUAUUCUUUUGUCUCACUUUCUACGUGGAAAGAGAGGACCAACACGGCCGUAUUGGGCGCCCCGAAAGAAUAUAUACCGAUAACGGGACUUUUAAUUAUAUUAAAUUGUCGGCAUAGCUAAUAUCGUAAGAAGAAAAAAGUAAAGAACAGUUCGUUAUAAAUCUGUUGCGAAAUAAUUGAUUACAAUUACGUGAACUUCGUUUACUUUCCAUCAAUAUCAACAUACAAUCAGCAAAAAUGUGUUCCUCAACACAAAAAGUUCCGUCAUCGAUACAUAUAUCUUUGUUGCGUAUGGAAAUGGCUAAAAAUCGCUAAUAAAUUACGCGAGAACGUGCAUUUCAUUCGAGAUACGUACAAUUACAAACCGUCGCUUGUAACUUCCUAGAGGUAAUGAUUAAGCAGAGAGAGAGAGAGAGAGAGAGAGAUUGAGAGAUUGAGAGAGAGAGAGAGAGAGAGAGAGAGAGAUAUGAUCUACUACACAACGCACGUAGUAUUAAUACAAUACUUGCGGUACUGUGUCGUAUCGCGACUUAUAUAUUUAGCGUUUUUACAUCUCUGGAAGAUAUUUUAGACCAAAAUAUACAUGGAGCGAUAUAGAAGACUAGUAUAUGUAAGGAUAUUUAUAUUUAUAUUUAUAGAUUAUAUGUAUAUGUCUGUCCUUUAGAUUUAGAUCAUGUAAUACGUGUUUCGUCUGUCUGCGUUUUUCACGCCAGUUUCCUUUAAAAGUUCGUAUUUUUAUAAAGAUUCUUGUGACAGAACGCUAUAUUUUUUCCGAUUUUAUUCGCGCCCGAUAACGCUCCAUUUAUCGGAAUUUCGUAGAUCCAUGUUUGCCUGUUGAAAAUCCCGUUCAAAAAUUUCUAAGAAUAUUAACAGAAAAAUGACACAAUCUUAAAUAAAACAAUUUAUCUUCACGCCA